AUGACAGAAACAAUUCUCAAUUCUCAAUCUUUCACGACUGGAAGUGGCACGCAAACGCAUUAUACCACGUGCGGAAAUUCGUCUGGCCAGCUGCUAAUCCCUCUUCACAGUCUUGGUGGCUCAAGCAAGACAUUUGAACCUUUGCUUCCCAAGCUCCCACUUGCUCGAUAUCGAGUGAUAAGCGUGGACUUUGAAGGCUUCGGCAAAACUCCAGUCACUUCGAAGCCAGCAUCAGUCGCUCGAUAUGUCUCCGACCUGGACGAUCUCAUCACGCAUCUUCAAAGAUCUUCACCCGAGACCUCAUCCUCCAAGCCAGUCGUCAUCAUCGGCCACAGUCUCGGCUCAAUUAUCGCCCUCCACUACACAGCCAAGAAACCAGACAACGUCGCCGGUCUUGGUCUCCUCGGUGUCGGGCGCUCGGCUUCCCAUAUCGAAGCAGCGCGAGAGAGGAUGUUAGGAAUGGCGGAGAGGGCGAGAUGCGAAGGUAUCGAGCCGCUGGCCGAGUUGGCAAUGACGACGAAUUUUCCUGAAGAUGCGCCACAAGACAUUCGUUCAAAAGUCAGAAUGGCUGUUGCAUCGAGCGAUCCGGAAGGAUAUGCGAAGACAUGCGAGGCGAUGGCGAGUCCAGCGCAUGUGGACCCAGUGUACGGCAGAAUAUUGUGCCCAAGUGUCUUCGUCACUGGCGACAAGGACACGAUCAGUCCACCAACCACGGCGAAGGAGGUCAGUAAGUUGUUAGGCGGAAGUUCAAAAGUAGAGAUCGUAAAAGGCGGCCAUCAACCAAUCCUUAGUGACCUUGACGGUACUGCAGCAGCGUUGGAGUGGCUCUUCGAAAGAAUUUGA
Messenger RNA from Pseudocercospora fijiensis CIRAD86, 843 nucleotides. RefSeq lists its product as uncharacterized. Bases 1 to 843 code for a protein of 280 amino acids. The record is from RefSeq and is a predicted model, not a curated record. The transcript has a single exon. NCBI's taxonomy places the organism in Eukaryota, Fungi, Ascomycota, Dothideomycetes, Mycosphaerellales, Mycosphaerellaceae.